Messenger RNA from Ichthyophthirius multifiliis, 1653 nucleotides. RefSeq lists its product as hypothetical. Lineage: Eukaryota; Ciliophora; Oligohymenophorea; Hymenostomatida. The record is from RefSeq and is a predicted model, not a curated record. The transcript has 2 exons.
AUGCAUAAAGUAUAAAUCUAAAAUAGUGAUAAUUAUACAAAAUAUGUAAAUAGUGUUUAUUUUGCCGCAAUUACUAUAGGAACUAUUGGGUAUGGGGAUAUUACACCAAAUAAUAAUUUGGAAUAACUUUUUGUAACUUUUAUAGCUAUUUUAUCUUCAGGAAUUUUCGCAUAUAUUUUGAGUAAUAUAUAAAAUGUGUUUAGAGAAUAUAACGAAAAAUAAGAAUAUUAUAGACUAUAAUUAAUUGAUUUAAACAAUUAUAUGACAAGUAGAGAAGUUAAUCCUUAAUUAUAGUAAAUGGCAAGAAAAUAUCUUAAGUAUGUGAAUGAAUAAGGAUAUAGAAGUAAUAAAAUUCCAAGUGAUUCUUUAAAUGGUUUAAGUUAAAUUUUAAAAAAAGAAAUCUAACAUGAAAUUGCUCUAAAAUCUAUUCAUAAAAUUAAAUUUCUUAGUAAUAAUUUUUCCAAGAAAUUUCUAGAUUCACUUUCAGAUGCUAUUAAAGAAAUUAAUUUCGGACCAGACGAGAUUAUUAUGAAAAAUGAUUAACAUAAUAUUCCUUGUUUAUAUUUAAUUCUAAAAGGAACUGUAGAUAUAUAUAUGGAUAAUGGAAAAAAGAAUAACAAUUCUAUAAUGAAUGAAAUAAAACAGUUUAGUCGUUUAAGAUAAAAUCAAAUAUUUGGUUUAUAUGAAUUCUUGUCAUAAAAUUAUUACUCUUAAACAAGUGCAAGGAGUAUAGGAGUAACAACUAUACAUUAUAUAGAAUUAGAUUAAUUUAUUAAAGUUUUAAAUUAAUAUCCGAAUGAUAGAGAGACAUAUUUUAAUAUGAAAGAUAAUAUAAAUUUAUAUAAUUCUUUAGAAGAUUAUAAAUUAAUGUGUUAUUCAUGUAAAAGUAAUAUGCAUUUAAUUAAAGAUUGUCCUCUUUUUUUUUAUAAACCGAAAAAUCAGAGAGUUUUGAAUAUAUUUUUAAAAGAAUAGUAAUAGUUUAUUAAAUAAUUCAAAAGAAAUAUGGUCAGAUAGAAGUUUGCGACUAUUAGCUAAUAUUAUUAUAUUAAAGAAGAUAUAUAAUUUUAUUAAGAUGAAAAUUAAAUUGUAAGAAUAUAAGAUGAAUUUAUGGACUAAUAUGAUGAAUAAUUAAAAAAUGAAAAUGAAUUUGAUGUCUAGAAAAUAUAUAACAAUAGUCAAGGCUAAUAAAAAUAAAAAUAAACGCAAAAUGUAUUUUAAAAAAAAAAAUCUAGUAAUUUAAAAAAUUUAAAAAGAUAAAUAUCUUCAAAAUUAGGUCUUAAUUAAAUUUUAUAAUAAAAUUAAAACUAUUACGAUAUAUAAAACUAAGAUGAUAAUUAAUAAAAUAUUAACAAAUAAAAAUAAGAACUUAUUAAUAUGUUUAUAUAAUAAACUAGAAAUUAAAAUAAUUUAUAAGGUCUUUAAGGAAAUGAUAUAGAAAUGCAUUUUGAUUUUAUUAGAAUUUUUAAUAUUUAUAUGGCACAUAAUAAUGUUUAAAAUGUUUUAUUAAAAUAUAAUCGCUUUUACAAAAUUUACAGAAGUUAGUUAAAGAUUAAAAAAAAAAAUAACAUAAUGUAUAUAUCGAAAAAAAUAGAUCAAAAUUAUUCGCCAAGAUGUUAAAGAUUUAAAAAUUAAUAAACAAUAAAGCAAUAAUGA